UAAACUUUUCUACCAACUUCGCGUCCUAAUCCUCCACCACCGCUUCACCCUCCACUAUUUAAACCACUAACAACGCCAAACCAAAGUUGUCUUUAACCAACAACGACACCGCACGUCAAGUCAACAAGUUCUUGGUUUUGGAUUCUGCGAGAGCUUUCAUCCGCCGUCGCAGCUGAAAAACAGGUGUUCGUGGACUCGUAGUUCUUUUUCGUUUCGAUUGUCUUUGGGGCUCGAUUUUGCACAGUUUCGGUGAAGAAAAGCCACUGGAACAGGAAGAAAAGACGACGUUACGUUGCAAAUAUAGGGAGUCGUCGUUUGCGUUUUAAAACUGGAUCAAGACGCUUUCUUCAAACUAAUCUCUCAUAUACAUACCUACGUACAUACAUACACACAAAAUUCACACAAACACUCACUUGAGUACUCGGAAUUAGUUACCUUAAGCAAGAAUGAAUGCCGGUGAGUUGUUGGCUCAAACGUUGUCUCCGGACGUAAACGUCCGUACACAGGCCGAACAACAGCUGGAGAAUGCUGCUCGUACGGAUUUUGCACAGUAUAUGACGCUUCUUGCGUAUGAACUUGCGAACGAGAAUGCUCUGCCUUACAUCCGUAUGGCAGCUGGUCUGGCACUGAAAAAUGCAAUUACAGCUCGUGAUGCUACUCGAAAGAUGGAAUACCAACAGAUGUGGCAGGCUCUUUCGUUUGAAAUCAAGCAAGAGAUCAAAAACUGCUCCUUGAAGACUCUUGCAGCUCCUGAACACCAGGCCGGACAGUCUGCAGCUCAGCUUGUGGCAGCUAUUGCUUCCUAUGAGCUUGCCACAAACCAAUGGCAGGAGCUUAUGAUGACUCUUGUCCAAAACCUGGGUGAAGGACAGCCUGCUGCCCUGAAAACACAUUCCCUUCAGGCCAUUGGCUACAUUUGCGAAGCCGUGCAGCCUGACGUGCUGGCCACACAGUCGAAUGCCAUUUUGACCGCUGUUGUGGCGGGUGCUCGUAAGGAGGAGCCCGAUACCAAUGUGCGUAUCGCUGCUCUUGGCGCUUUGUACGACUCACUGGAGUUUGUCAAGACAAACUUUGGCAAUGAAGCUGAGCGCAACUACAUCAUGCAGGUUGUGUGCGAAGCUACCCAGUCUACUGAGUCCUUGGUUCAAGUGGCUGCCUAUGGCUGUUUGGUAAAGAUCAUGCACUUGUACUACGACUAUAUGCCUUUCUACAUGGAGAAGGCUUUGUUCGCGUUGACAACACAAGGCAUGUACCAAGCGAAUGAGCAAGUUGCUCUUCAAGCUAUCGAAUUUUGGAGCACCGUGUGUGAAGAAGAAAUCGAUGUUAAUUUGGAGUUGCAAGAAGCUGAAGAGUUGGGUGGAGUGCCUACUCGCAAAUGUCACAACUUUGCCAGAGCAGCUUUGGGUGAUGUCUUGCCUGUGCUCUUGCAGCUUCUUACUAAGCAAGACGAAGAUGCCGAUGAGGAUGACUGGAAUAUUUCUAUGGCUGCUGCCACUUGUCUUCAAUUGUUUGCACAAGUUGUGGGCGAUGAUAUGGUUAACCCAGUGUUGUCAUUCGUCGAACAAAACAUUCAAAGUGCUGACUGGCACCAACGUGAAGCUGCAGUCAUGGCCUUUGGUUCGGUGCUUGAGGGACCGAACCCUGCCAUGAUGACGCCUCUUGUCAACCAAGCACUGCCUGUGCUCAUUCAAAUGAUGAACGAUCCCGUUUUGCAUGUUAAAGAUACCACGGCUUGGGCGCUGGGCCAAAUUUCCAGCUUUGUCGCCGAUGCCAUUAUUCCCGAAGUCCACCUUCCCAACCUUGUUUCCGCCUUGCUCUCUGGUUUGGCCGACAAUCCUCGCAUUGUUGCCAACUGCUGCUGGGCACUUAUGAAUCUUGUGUGUCACUUUGCUCCUGCUGACACGCAGCAAACAUCGCUCAUGACUCCGUUCUAUGAAGCCAUGAUUGCCGCCCUUUUACACAUCACUGAGCAAAAGGGCAAUGAAAACAACUCCCGCACAUCUGCUUACGAAACACUUUCUACAGUUAUUACCUUCAGCUCUAAUGGUGUACUUCCCAUGAUCUCUAAUGUGCUUAACAUUAUUCUUGCUCGCCUGGAGGGAGCUCUUCAAAUGCAAUCUCAACUUCUCGGUGUUGAAGAUCGCACUAAUCAUGAGGAACUGCAGUCUAACUUGUGCAACACGCUGACCAGCAUUAUUCGUCGUUUUGGUAUCGAGAUUCGUUCUUCUUCUGAUCAUAUUAUGACCCUGUUGUUACAGACCAUGCAAAUGGCUCCUAAGCAAUCUGUUGUGCAUGAGGAUGUUUUCUUGGCUGUAGGUGCUCUUAUGAACGCUCUUGAUGACCAAUUUGAGGUAUACACGCAGUCUUUCGUUCCAUUCUUGUGCGAGGCUUUGAGUAACGAACAGGAGUACCAAUUGUGUUCUGUUGCUGUUGGUCUUGUUGGCGAUCUGGCUCGUGCUCUGAACGAGAAGAUUGCCCCAUACUGCGACGAUUUUAUGAGCCGUUUGGUUCAAGACUUGCAAAGCACUGUGCUUGAUCGCAACGUCAAGCCUGCUAUUCUUUCAUGCUUCAGUGACAUUGCUUUGGCGAUUGGCACUGGCUUUGAAAAGUAUCUUGAGACUGUAAUGUUGCUGCUUCAACAAGCUUCUGCAGUACAAGUUCCUGCCGGUGCUGGUUUUGAUAUGUUCGAUUAUGUUGAUGCCUUGCGGUUGGGAAUUGUUGAGGCCUACGUCGGUAUCACACAAGCUGUUCGCUCAGGUCACCAUGUGAAUGCUAUUCAUCCUUAUGUCCAUGGAAUGUUUGGUUUAUUGAGCACUAUCACUGCUGACAACGAGAGCAGCGAGAGCCUUGUGCGCGGUGGUCUUGGUCUGUUGGGCGAUUUGGCUGAGUCAUUCCCCAAAGGUGAGCUUAAAUCGUUCUUCGCCGCCGAUUGGGUACAACAACUCAUCAGCAUUGGCAAAGCUAAGUCCACAUCACAACAAACCAAGGAUCUUGCUCGGUGGGCCGCUGAGCAGGUCAAACGUCAGGCGAGAGCUUGAGCACAUUCGAGUGCACGAGACACAGGUGUGUUUCAACCUCGUUAGCUCAUGUCUGGCGAUUAUUAAAAGAAUAGAGUUGUCUAAUGUGAAUUCAUUUAUGAAGAGGA
This is a messenger RNA of Schizosaccharomyces japonicus yFS275, 3145 nucleotides long. RefSeq names its product karyopherin Kap95. Lineage: Eukaryota; Fungi; Ascomycota; Schizosaccharomycetes; Schizosaccharomycetales; Schizosaccharomycetaceae. The record is from RefSeq and is a predicted model, not a curated record. Gene Ontology annotation, cellular component: cytoplasm; nuclear periphery; cytosol. Gene Ontology annotation, biological process: nuclear pore complex assembly; protein targeting to membrane; phosphatidylcholine biosynthetic process. The transcript has a single exon. Gene Ontology annotation, molecular function: nuclear import signal receptor activity; small GTPase binding; disordered domain specific binding. The coding region runs from base 447 to 3038 and encodes 863 amino acids.